AUGGCAGACAUCGACCUCUCGCAAUACGACAAGUUCCAUCUCGAAACAAUACACUACCCACCAAAGACGAGAGCUAAUGUCCAGACAGUCACCCCCGGCAACAUCCUCCUCUACGUCCUCCUGGUCAUACUCACCAACCUCAUCAACCACCUCAUGAACUACGGCGCCACAAUGCUUUCAUCCAAGCCAUCGAAGCUCGAGCGCGUUGAGGUGCUGGAGAGGGUUACGGAGAUUUUGGAGGAGGAGAUGAUGCGGCAAGGUUGGCUGGAUAAGGAGGAGAUGCUGCAGCAGGAGACUGAUGAGGGGGAAAAGCGGACGUGGGUGGAGAAUGGAGCCAUCCGCUACGAAGUCCACGUCCCGCCAUUCGAAGAGCGACCCCCGACGCCCUACAAAACCCCCGGCACAGACAUCGGCGACCUCCGCAUCCCCUGCGUCCUUCUCUGCCACUGCAACAACUGCCGUCUGGGCGCCAACCAGAUCCUCCCCAUCGGCCUCGUCUGCGAGACAAAGACCGUCCAGGUGUCCGUGCUCCCUCGCUCCACCACCACCACCAGCGAAGGCGCCUUCGACAUCCCGGACCGCGAACGCACUUCCGCCUCAGCGUCCGAGAUCUUCGACCCCCGCAACCCAAACCCAGCCAACUCCCACCUCUCCGUCUACAGAUCCUCCCCCCAGCGCUCCCGCUGGUUCUGCUCCCGCUGCGGCACCAGCAUCGGCUACUCGAUCGACCCGGGCGUCAUCCCGGAGGCGUGGGGAUGGCCGACAAUGCUGGAUCUGUGGUCCGCAACGAUCGAUCGUGAGGAUCUGGAGAAGGAGUACAUGGCUCCGGAGCGGAUGGUGUGGUGCCAUUACGCGGUGCCGUGGGUCGGGAAGCUGGCUCGGGAGGGCGCAGGGGGGAUCCCGGAGCAUCCGUUGACGAAGAUUGAUAAGGUUGUGGGAGAUGAUGUCACGGAGGAUCUCAGGGAGUUGGAGGCGCUGGAGCAGAGUACAAAGGGGAAGUGA
Molecule: messenger RNA, 1002 nt
Organism: Saxophila tyrrhenica
Lineage: Eukaryota; Fungi; Ascomycota; Dothideomycetes; Mycosphaerellales; Extremaceae
Exons: 2
Coding region: 1-1002 (333 amino acids)
Source: RefSeq, a predicted model, not a curated record